Aspergillus luchuensis is the source of this 249-nucleotide messenger RNA. RefSeq lists its product as uncharacterized. The coding region runs from base 1 to 249 and encodes 82 amino acids. The transcript has a single exon. Lineage: Eukaryota; Fungi; Ascomycota; Eurotiomycetes; Eurotiales; Aspergillaceae. The record is from RefSeq and is a predicted model, not a curated record.
AUGGAUAAUAUCCAUAACACCCAAAAGGACCCAGAUGUCUACAUCUCGCCCACCCUCGAACCAGGGCCUGCCCUCCCCAAAGUCGGUGACCGCACACCGCGUAUCGUCCACGAUGAAGAGGCUCAGAAUCUACGCAAGGGGUUGCAAGAACGCCAUACCCAGAUGAUAGCCAUCGCGGGUGCCAUUGUAGGCCAUUCCCCUUUCUUGCGACAAUUUGAAAUGUCAAUAUUCGUACUACGUACUGAAUAA